AUGAGAUUGCAUCUUCGAGAAUUUACUUCAACCCUGGGAAGCAAUGUUAAUUACCCACCCGGUCCAGUAUCUCACCUUCGGGUGAAUAGAGUGGUAGGACAAUUUUAUGAUCUAUUAAAUAUCUUUGAUCUUAAUGGUCUACCAUCUACAAAUAACAUGUAUCUUUUCAAUGGUGAUUUUGUUGAUCGUGGAUCAUUUAGUUUAGAGGUGAUAUUGACAUUGUUUGCUUUCAAAUGGCUUUACCCAAAUUCAUUGCAUUUAACAAGAGGGAACCAUGAAACUGAUGAUAUGAAUAAAGUAUAUGGAUUUGAGGGAGAGGUGCAUGCCAAAUAUUCUAAAGAAAUGUUUGAACUUUUUGCAGAAACUUUUACCACCCUACCACUUGCAAAUGUUAUAAAGAACAAGAUAAUGGUGGUACACGGUGGAUUGUUUAGUCGUGAUGAUGUCACAUUAGAUGAAAUAAGAAAAGUUAACAGAUUUAACAGUCGACAAAUAAAUAGCGAAAGUUUGAUGUGUGAAAUUUUGUGGUCAGAUCCACAAAUAUUACCAGGAAGAAGUCCAAGUAAAAGAGGAUUAGGUGUACAAUUUGGACCAGAUGUUACUGAGAAUUUCUUGAAAAGAAAUAAUCUUGGUAAGCUAAGUCAUGAAGUUAAAGAAAAUGGUUAUGUUAUAGAACAUAAUGGUAAAUGCAUAACUGUUUUUUCAGCACCUAAUUACUGUGACACAAUGGGAAACAAAGGAGCAUUUAUUGUCAUCACACCAGACUUGGAGUUAAAUUACAAGACAUUCACUGCUGUGCCACAUCCAAAUGUUAAACCAAUGGCAUAUGCAAGACAAAGUCAUAAAGUUAAAGAAAAUGGUUAUGUUAUAGAACAUAAUGGUAAAUGCAUAACUGUUUUUUCAGCACCUAAUUACUGUGACACAAUGGGAAACAAAGGAGCAUUUAUUGUCAUCACACCAGACUUGGAGUUAAAUUACAAGACAUUCACUGCUGUGCCACAUCCAAAUGUUAAACCAAUGGCAUAUGCAAGACAGUUAGGAGGUUUACUUUCAUGA
Messenger RNA from Entrophospora sp. SA101, 1056 nucleotides. The record is from the annotation of a GenBank genome assembly. Lineage: Eukaryota; Fungi; Glomeromycota; Glomeromycetes; Entrophosporales; Entrophosporaceae.